CCAGAGUUUAGAGGACGUAUUCUAUGCCAUCGAUUGACUUAUUCAGACUUUACACCUUCUAAGGGACAUUCGACGCUUUUUAUAGAAUCUCAGAAAGGAAGAGGCCGACCCCGAGUAACUAGCGAAGCUUUUUAUCACCUUCGACGAGGAACCCAGUCGGCGCAUAUCUUUAUCUCUAUCAUCACUCCUCUCCACCAUUCGAACCGAAAUCACAUAUACCACCGACAGCAUUGGACGACAUCUAUCGCUAUCGCAGCCACUCGAGAAGAUCAGGGAAAUACUUUGUAAUCUUGGCAAUACUCUCACGUUGUCUCAAUGACCAACGGUCGUGGUAGUCGAGGUAACACGUAUCACUUCAAAUCGUCGCGUUAGAAACCAUUCGGGCGUUAGAAGCCAUCCUUGGGCGAUCCAGCGACUGAGAGUUCUAUCUCGAAUUCAGAACCUUUAGGUUCUGGCACACAAUCAAACCAAGCACGGAGGACUACCGCCGAGCACCACCCGCACUCAUCGCAUUUGCAUCCAGGAGCCAGACAUUGGCAACCCCUCCAACGCUUCCGAGGCACUGGUACCAGACAGCCCUUCAACAGGAACAAACACUUCCCUGGAAAGAACCACAUGCCGCCACCGCAGCUUAGGGGUUUUGGCGGGGGGCCUGCUGUGGCAGCACCAUACCACCAGGGUGGCUUCCCCUCCCAUGCCCAACAACAGGGUGGACAUUUAGGCGGGAACCAGUACCUGAAUGCCAACACACAACUGGGACCCUUCUCUGCUGCCAAUAGCAAUGCUUUUACGACAGCCGGCCUCAAUGGCCAGGGGUUCGCGGAUACGGGGUUUGGUAGUCAAAGUGCAAGAAUGGGUUUCCAUGGCCUUGCAGCCGGUCUACAACAACCACAACACGGGCAGGUUCACCAGAACAUGUUGAUGGAACACCCAGGAAUCAGGACACAUCCCAACAAGGGCAGGAUACGGGAAGUAUGGAAUCACAAUUUGCACGAAGAAAUGGCAGUAUUGCGAGACUUGGUGGACAAGUAUCCUUACAUUGCGAUGGAUACCGAAUUUCCAGGUGUCGUUUCAAGGCCCAUGGGAGGAUUCAGAGGGAAGAGCGAUUAUCACUAUCAAUGCCUACGAACCAACGUCGAUAUGCUGAGGGUCAUUCAAAUAGGGCUCACCUUCUUUAACGAAGACGGCGAGACCCCCCCUCCACGGCCCACAAGCGAACUGAAGCUUGGCACAGCCGCUCAAAGAGCAGCGAAUAAUGCUCCUUUCCCCUGUUCGUGGCAGUUCAACUUUAAGUUCUCAUUGAAGGACGACAUGUACAACGAGAAAUCGAUCGAGUCACUUCAGCAAGCCGGGAUCGACUUCAAUGCUCUCGAACGUGAUGGUAUUGAUCCCCACGAGUUUGCCUCCCUUCUGAUCCCUUCAGGUCUUGUCUGCUUCGACAACGUCAAGUGGAUAUCAUUCCAUGGCGGUUACGAUUUCGGCUACCUGACAAAGCUGCUUAUCUGCUUACCAUUGCCCAACGACGAAGUCGACUUUGACCACAAGAUGAAGCUCUAUUUCCCCACGACGUACGAUGUGAAGCACCUCAUGAAGCACGCCAUCAGGUUACACAACUCCGGCCUUCUUACACCGAGCGAUCCCAGUAGUACUGAGAUCCUGCAAAAGUUUGAACAUAAAUCAGGACUUGAGAACAUUGCCGAAACCCUCAAGAUUAAGCGUGUUGGCUCUGCCCACCAAGCAGGCUCUGAUUCGUUACUCACCGGAAAGGUCUUCUUCUCUAUGCGCGAUAAGAUAUUUGCCGGUGAUAUCCCCGAUGAGCAUGUUGGCAAGGUCUGGGGCCUGGGUUUCCCUGACUCAAAUGCCAGCCUUGUCAUGUCAAUGAUGAACCAGCAAAGCGGAAACGAUGGGCAAACAAAUGGCAACGGACCUAGCACUCCUAACACGACCAAUGCUGCGUUAGCCACCACCCCAGGACCACAAGGGCAGAACGGCAUCAUCAACACUGGGCCUAUGACUCCCGGUGGAGGAGGUGGUGUGUUUGGCAACUUCGCUUUCGGCGGAAACCGAUAAGAGGCUCACUCCCAAGGGCUGUUAGCCCACUGGUGAGGGCUAUGGACUUGCCGAUAGUAUUAAUGUUUUCUAUGCCUUGCAUUUUACUCUUUACCAUCAACCUAUUCCUCUUUCGUCACGAACGUUCAUUAUGCCAAAAGCAUAGUUAUCGGCUUCUCCACAUGAAAUGGGUUUGUCCAGUGAGAUAGCAUGCCUCUUUGCUUCCCGCUUCAAUGCAUUCUGCCUCGGUUUACGAUUUUGAUAUAAUGACUUUCGGAAGUUUCAGGAAUUCAAUGGGGAAAAAAGGACCGGGAUGGACGGUUGGGAGGGGAUCAUACGUGCCAGUUGGUGUCGGCGCCGCUGUUGUAUACUGUAUUGUAUGGUUAACUAGGAGUUGGCACCUUCGAAUUUGAGCUUCACAAAGUUGUUUAAUUUGUCCAAUCUAAGUUGUGCUAUGGCAUGAUGCCCGUCAAAAAUGAAUGGCAGCGCUAUGUCUAAGCCCCUGGCUCGCAG
This is a messenger RNA of Fusarium verticillioides 7600, 2562 nucleotides long. RefSeq lists its product as hypothetical. Lineage: Eukaryota; Fungi; Ascomycota; Sordariomycetes; Hypocreales; Nectriaceae. The coding region runs from base 616 to 2070 and encodes 484 amino acids. Gene Ontology annotation, cellular component: P-body; CCR4-NOT core complex; CCR4-NOT complex. The record is from RefSeq and is a predicted model, not a curated record. Gene Ontology annotation, molecular function: poly(A)-specific ribonuclease activity; nucleic acid binding. The transcript is spliced from 2 exons.